This is a messenger RNA of Engraulis encrasicolus (European anchovy), 580 nucleotides long. It is a transcript of the gene rpl23, whose product is annotated as ribosomal protein L23. The coding region runs from base 103 to 525 and encodes 140 amino acids. Gene Ontology annotation, biological process: translation. The record is from RefSeq and is a predicted model, not a curated record. Lineage: Eukaryota; Metazoa; Chordata; Actinopteri; Clupeiformes; Engraulidae. Gene Ontology annotation, cellular component: cytosolic large ribosomal subunit; ribosome. The transcript is spliced from 5 exons. Gene Ontology annotation, molecular function: structural constituent of ribosome; large ribosomal subunit rRNA binding.
CUUUGAGCGCUUGUGAAUCACCGUCGAGAGGCGGAAGCCACGUGUGCUCAACUUUAUAUCCCAGCAUUCCUUUUCCUCCUUCCUCUUUCGCCCUCAGCAGCUAUGUCUAAGAGAGGACGUGGUGGGUCAUCUGGAGCCAAGUUCCGCAUCUCGCUGGGUCUCCCAGUGGGAGCAGUCAUCAACUGCGCGGACAACACAGGAGCCAAGAACCUGUACAUAAUCUCCGUCAAAGGCAUCAAGGGACGCCUGAACAGGCUGCCCGCCGCAGGUGUGGGUGACAUGGUGAUGGCCACAGUGAAGAAAGGCAAGCCAGAACUCAGGAAGAAGGUGCAUCCUGCGGUGGUCAUACGGCAACGGAAGUCGUAUCGACGAAAAGACGGCGUGUUCUUAUACUUUGAAGACAAUGCGGGGGUCAUAGUCAACGUCAAAGGGGAAAUGAAAGGUUCUGCCAUCACGGGACCUGUUGCCAAGGAGUGCGCUGAUCUGUGGCCCAGGAUUGCCUCAAACGCUGGCAGCAUUGCCUGAUGUUGACCCUUGGCUUGGUUAUUUUCAAUAAAAACACAGUCGAUAAAAAGUCAAA